ACAUCCGACUACGACAUUUAUUAUUAGCCACAAUCUUUCUCUCUCUCUCGCUCUCUUUCUCUCUCUCUCUCUCUCUCUCUCUUAUACUUAGUUUACGCCUCUCUGUGUGUCCGCGAAAUUUUCCAAGACUGCCUUUUUUUUCCUUUCUCUCUCUUCCAUUCUGUGCAUGUGUUCAUCUGUGUGUUGUUACUGUGCUCCUCUCUAUCCUCGUUAUUCGCGUCUGUCACAGAAAGUGCAGAGUGCGACCCCAUAAACAAGCAGAAGAGUUGCAGCCGCACAUUAAGAGGGCAGAUUGAGAUCAAGACAGAGGGCUGCCCAGGAAUGAUAAACUCGAGAGUGACACUUGUUCACGAGUGUAGAGCCGCAGCUUUGUCAUCGUCGCUAUAAAUCGCUAGCAAAAUUGUGCAGUGUAGUGUCAGCGAGCAAGACGACGACCACGUCGACGGUGGCGAGCGGGUGCUGGUGGUGGAGGUGUAGAGGCCGCCUCUUCUAACCUCUACCAGCAGAAACGAGAUGCAAAUGCGCAGCGAGUUGGUGGCCUGGCUGCUGCUGCUCACGGCCCAGGUCGUCGCUGGGGGCGGUGCCCUCGACUCCUCCAGCGGCGGUAAAAUCGCUGGCUCCCAGCCAUCCAACAGCCCAACUGCCACUUCGGCCAAGGUGGUAGCCGCCUUUGCGGCCAGCAGUCUCACCGAUGGCCUUGCCAAGGCUGUUGCCCACGAAUCUCUCGACCGAACUGACUCCUGUAAUGAUGACCUAGCCUGCAUCACCAUGGCUUCUAACGAUAGACUGGGCUUAGAAGCCAUCAAGUCCCUACACAGUCAGUUGGAUGAUGAUGCUAAUGGAAACAUUGACCUGUCUGAGUCUGAUGAUUUUUUGCGAGAGGAGUUGCAAUAUGAGGCUGGUUAUGAGAGGAGGCAGCGGGCAUUCCAUCAUAAUGAUGAUAUGCACAUCAGUGUUAGGGAGCUGUGGGAAGCUUGGCUCCGAUCAGAGGUUCAUAACUGGACUAUAGAGCAAACUUCAGAGUGGUUAAAGACUAAUGUAGAACUUCCACAAUAUGUUCCUACCUUCAUACAGCAUCGAGUUACAGGGGCUACACUUCCAAGAUUGGCUGUGAACAACAUGCAUUAUCUUAGUAACAUUUUGGGGAUCAAAGAUCCAAUACACAAACAAAAAAUUGCCUUAAAAGCAAUGGAUGUUGUCCUUUUUGGACCUCCAAAAGACUCUGGGCACAGUAUAAAGGACAUGAUUAUGAUAACUUUGUUAUUUGGAGCACUUAUUGGUUGUUGGUAUGCAUAUCAGCAGAAAAAAACUUCCCAAAAAGAUCUUUACAGAAUGAUGAAAGAUAUGGAAAGUCUUCACAAAGCUGAACAGGAACUCAAAAGUUUGCAAAAAGAAUUUGAAAUAGUGAAAAUGGAACAAGAAAGUGUGACGACAGAGAAACAAAAUUUGGAGAAACGUUUGAAAGACGAAAGUAUGGGCUUACAUUCAUCAUCAUCCGACCUUGAGGUUUCUCAAUUGAAGGCAGAAAUUGAAAUGUUAAAAUUAGAAUUGCAAAGGGCCGAAGGUGAACUCGAAGAUCGUUGUUGGUCUCCUCCAGUUGGUCUCCAGCAUUGGUUACAACUAACGCACGAAAUAGAAAAUAAAUCUUACACGAAAAAAAAAAUUCUCGCAGAAAAGCAACUCCAAAGUGCGAGAGAAGCUUGCGAAAAACUGAAAAAGAAAAGAUCGAGCCUUGUUGGUGCUUUCGUUUCAACGCACGGAAAAUCAAUCGAUGAAGUUGACAAAACUAUUGUAGAAGCCAGAACAGCAUUAAACGAAGUAACUGCGGAAUUGCAGGAGCGAGUGCAUCGUUGGAAACAAAUCGAACUUUUAUGCGGGUUUAAUAUUAUUAAUAAUAACGGAUUAUCUUAUUUGGAAAAUAUGCUUUACAGAGGAGCACCUAACGGCAGGAGUCUUGGAUUUAGAGCAGGACGCAUGAGUAGUCAAGAUGAUUUGGACGAUGAUGUUAGCUCAAUAUACACGCCGUCUUUAUCGGGUGCAGCAGGUGUCCAGGAGACGAUGGGCUGGAAGGAGUCGUCGCAACCGCUGGACUCAUCGAGCAGCGAGACGGGCGGCAAGGACACGCCACCCGAGACGGCGGUCGUACACUUUACCGUGGGCGAAGAGGAGAAUGCGUUAGUCGCCGAGGUCGCCAGGCCGAUAGCCAGGAGCUGCAGCCAGGACACCACCCAGGAGACCUUCCACCUAACCAAGAGCUCCUACUCGGAGAACUCGCUGGAACAGGCGGCGGCGGCAGCGGCGCACGACGUGCCCACGGUCGUCAAGUCGGCCUCGGCCGAGCGCCUCAAGCUGCGCAAACCGCCGGCGCUGCGCGAUCUGCCGCCCGUGAUGUCGCUCGACGAGGAGGCCCAAUCCACCGACUCCAACUCCACCGCUGGGGACGACGAGCGCAAGGGCUCGCGCCGUCGCAAGCUCCACUUCCCGGCCUUCCGCAAGUCUGCCAAAAAGUCGUGAUACUCGCUGGUCGUCCGCCGACUGUCGCGGCUGCUCUGAUCGACGCCGCCGCAGUGCUCUCGCCGCGGCUGUCCGCGCGACGCCACGCUGAGACGCGCCGCGGCGCGAUCCCCUUACCAGUACAGUACUUAAUCGCUCCCCGCCUCUCUCUCUCUCUCUCUCUCUCUCUCUCUCUCUCUCUCUCUCUCUCUCUCUCUCUCUCUCUCUCUCUCUCUCUCUCUCUCUCUCUCUUGAUACGGACGUUGCACUUACACGAUUGCUUUCUCGCCGGCCGUGUAGAACUACCGACAAAAAAGUGACUUCACGCACUUUGGCCUUUUCCCGACGACUUUCGGCUUCGAUUCGCAAUCGUUUCUUCCUUUUCCUUCGAAUUUCUUUUCAGCCUACUUUCAUUAUUGUUUGAUUUCCUUUUAUUCUUUUCUUCUUGGCCAGGCUUCUUUGGAUUACUCUCUCACCUUUAAAAGUCAGUGCUUUUGACUUACGAAUUACUUACCGAUUCGCUUUUCGUUCUUUUUUACUUGCAACGCUCGAGCGGCAUUACGCUGAUCAUCGAGUUGUAUUACACGGCACCAACCACUUUAGGUAACAUUCAAACUUAUAUAUUUUUUAUAUUUCUUCCACUGAGAAUCUCGUCUCGGUAAAAAUAUAUUUUUUCCGUUGUGAGUUACUACUGAGACCUGUAGAUAGACGCGUUUAAAUUAGUUACUGUACAGCACUUAUUAUUCUAAGAAUAUUUAUAGUUUUAUUUAUUGUUUUAAUUACAAUUAUUAUGUUAUGAUACUGCUGCGGUAUUCUUACGAAGUAGGACAAUAACACGAUAUCAUUGAAAGUCCACAGCACCAAAAUUAACAAAGAAAGCGUUCGAUUGCAUCCGUCCAAGGAUGGUUAAUCGAAUUUUGUUGAAAAUUAGCGGAUUAAAUGGCACGAAAAUCAAUUGGUAUUGAAAUGUCACAAGAAAAUAGCCUGUUAUUGCAAAGCAUUCGCAAAAACGUCUAUCAAGUUCCCCAUGCUUCGCAAACAUACUUGGAGCAGCAUGCUCGCGACAGCGAACGUUAACGAGGAAAUAAAUGUUGAUUGGUAGUCGAGUCGAUUUGUAAAGUGAUUUGAAGAGCGGCGACUCGUCGUUCGUUUGGUUUUAUCUGUUCGAUGAGCCGCGAGAUGUUAUCGCGAAGCGCACUCCCUUCGCUAUGACAUAAUGUUAAGUGCUUUUUACGAUUUACUCAAAUGAAUGCCAAAGUACGGCAACUUGUACAUAAUGGACGCGCGCGAUCACGAGCGGUGAUUGAGCGCGAGUAACGAGGCGAAGAAAUUGCGCGGGACAGCUUAUUUCUCGGAAGCACCCUGGUGUGCACGAUCUUCAACGAGCAAUUGGCAAUACUAGAGUUAUGUAGGCUUAUUCUGAGCUUUUACCGUUGAAUAUUUAUAUACAUACUCUGAUAUUUAUUACAAAUUUUUACAAUGUGAGCGCUCCAAGUUGGCGAAUCCAGCUGGCGAUGCUGACCUUUUUUAUUAGAUGUAUACCAAGUUUUGAGAAAAUUUCUAAUGUAACAAGACAAAGUAUAUAUAUAUUGUAUUGAUUUAGACGUUAAUUUAUUUGCGGAAGGUGAUGAAAAUUUUGUUUGUAUCUAGGCGAUAAAUCAUUGAUAGUAUUAUCAAUAAUAGAGAUUAACAGAAUGAGGGUAUUAUUUUAUCAACGUUACUAUUAUAUAUAUUCUUUACAAUCACAGUUGUCAUUUGAACUUACCUACGUUUACUUAAUUGUAAUUAAGAGACGGCAACCUUAAGAGAGCACUGCGAGCAGUCCUCUGUCGUAAAUGUGUUAUUUCGCGUGUCGGUACGUACGUUCGUCUGUUACUUCCAGCGCCGGUAACCAUCAUCCCUCGUACGCAUACUUGCGUGUAGAUGUGCAGCAUCGAGACAAGAAAACGCUCCAGCGGAGGGAAACGAUCAUGGAACUUUUACAAGAAUAAACGAGAUACGCAA
This is a messenger RNA of Phymastichus coffea, 4497 nucleotides long. It is a transcript of the gene Stim, whose product is annotated as stromal interaction molecule homolog. The record is from RefSeq and is a predicted model, not a curated record. NCBI's taxonomy places the organism in Eukaryota, Metazoa, Arthropoda, Insecta, Hymenoptera, Eulophidae. The coding region runs from base 514 to 2514 and encodes 666 amino acids. Gene Ontology annotation, cellular component: endoplasmic reticulum; plasma membrane. Gene Ontology annotation, molecular function: calcium ion binding; protein binding; calcium channel regulator activity. Gene Ontology annotation, biological process: activation of store-operated calcium channel activity; intracellular calcium ion homeostasis; store-operated calcium entry. The transcript has 10 exons.